AGUGACUUGACCUCCUGUCCCUGUACCUUCCCGGACGACCAAAGCUCCAGCGUCUUCUUGACCAGUUGGUGUUUCUCGCUGUUCGGGGGCAUCGCCACCCCCUCUUUGGCCAGGCCAAAUAAUCAUAUAUGGAAGCCUCCCCAUUGUGCUGGUUGCUUUGGGGUUUUACCAGAUAUUUUGCUGAUGGCUUGCAGCUCACUUCACCGACCCCACGACACAAGUCGGGCCCCCCGAAGUGUUGCCUGGGCUUGUGGGCAAGCCAGCAGGGUCGGGAGCAACUAUCUAAUAGACACUGGUGGCAGAGGUCCAGGGCUCACAGUGCACUGGAGCAGAGGAUCCGGGGCAGGUCCAGCCUUCGGGAGCACAUACAGCAUAAAUAAAGUGUUCCACAUCUUCUGUUGUGUCUAUUAGGAUAAAGUGAUAUUAUCUACUGUUACGAUUGAAGGUAAUUACUUCAUGGCCAGAUGAUAAGUGAAAUUUUAUAAUAAUUUUAUUAGAGAUUUUAAAGGCAAAAUAGAGUUUGCAGGGGUAAUAAUCUAUCGUCAUGUCAAAACAUAUGAUUGUGGUUUGUAAUGGUAAUUGAGAUCAUGGGACUAAUGAUUUACAGUCAAUAGCGCCAGAAUACUAAAUUUAUGAGGAGCACCUGAAGGCAUCAAAAGAAAAGAUAGCUAGCUUAACUAGCAUCAGCCAUGUAGCGGUUUAAACGGGCUAGCCUGCGCAGUCGUGAUGAUGUUGCUCUUAGUGCAGCUGGUUAAUUUACGUGCAAGAGAAGCGACCCUCCGGACGGCAUUAGACGUAUUUAUUCGGUCAUUUGUUUUAAAUAAGAGGAUCAGGACUAAGAGGAUCAGUUGUACCACUUAAUCUUGAACCCCCGUUUCAAGCAAGGGAGUCCAACGCUGAAAGAUGGGGGAGUUUGAGAGCAGUCCUCUGGGCCGGGUAACAGUGUACUCCAUCCAGGGCUGCCCACACUGUAUGCAGGCUAAGGCCACGCUCAGGCGUUUGGAGGUACCAGUAUGUGACGUGGACCUGGGUAGGCAUCCGGAGCUGAGAGCCAGAGUGAAGGAGCUGACAGGACGCAGCACAGUCCCUCAGAUCUUCUUUAACAACGUUCAUGUCGGGGGCAAUGAUGACCUGCAGAAAUUGGCUCCUGAGGAGCUUCAGAGGUUGGUGAGUCUGGUCAAGGAGGAGCCUCUUCCAGCAGAAGCUCCACCGCUACCAGAGGAAAACCAGUCAGAGGAUACAGCUGGGGAGACUGAUGGAGGUGCGGCUUGGCACAUUCCUCCCCUCAAAGCGUUUAAGUGUGAGAGGGAUGAGUUGGCGGGACUGGUAGAGGACCUCAAACAUGGCAGUGUGAUUGGCAGUCAAAGGAGGGGGCUCACUUUAUAUAAAAAGAGCUUCUCAGGCGAACAGCUGGUUGACUGGCUGCAGAAAGAGAAGGGCAUGGCCAGGGCUGAGGCCUGUAACAUUGGCCAGGCAUUGUUGCAGAAGAAGUACAUGGUCAGUAUGCGUGGCUGUGGGCAGCAGGAUGGCACUUUUGGAGAAGGGAAAGACACCAUGGACACACUGUACAGGCUGCUGGAGGAUGACCCUCAUGCAGCCCUCAACGCAGGACAGACUGCAACCUGCAGUCCCAUAAAGGCUGCUGAACUCUCUUUGCUUUUACGGGAAAUGAUUCUGAAAUUGUUCUCCGAGCAUCUCUCUGCUGAUGGCAAGUCUGUGGACUACAAAGGCAUGUCAGAGAACCCCGCGUUUGAGCGUUAUUCUGAGUUAGCCAUUCAGCUACAGAGGGUGGAGCUGCUUUCACUGAGCCGGGAGGAGAAGUUGGCCUUCUUCAUCAACAUCUACAAUGCCCUGGUCAUCCACGGGUAUCUACGCCUGGGGGCCCCAACCAACAUGUGGCAAAGAUACAGAUUCUUCAACUAUGUGAGCUACCUAAUUGGAGGAGAGGUGUUCACAUUACAGGACAUUGAGAACGGCGUUCUGAGAGGGAACAGGAAAGGUGUCGCACAGCUUCGAAGGCCUUUUUCCAAAACAGACCCACGGCUACAAGUGGCCCUCCCAGAUGCUGAGCCCCUCAUUCACUUUGCCUUGAACUGUGGCGCAAAGGGCUGCCCGCCAAUUAAAACAUACACUCCACAGGACAUUGACAGCCAGCUCCGCACAGCAGCUGAAGCCUUCCUGGAGAACGACGACGGCUGUCUGGUGGAUUCUGGGAAAAGAGAAGUGCGACUCAGUCAGAUAUUCAAGUGGUACAAGGCUGACUUUGGAGGCACUGAUGAGAAGCUGCUGAGGUGGGUGUUGGAGCACAUGGGGGACUCGCCGAAGAAGGCCAGCCUGCAGGGCGUCCUUUCUGCCGGGAAGACCAAAGUCAGCUUCCUCCCGUACGACUGGAGCUCCAACAGCACCCACUGAGCGUCAACACCCAAACACCUACACGUCCAGCUACACCCUCUGUCUCUUUGCAUCUGUCCACUUUCCACUGAGCUGCAGCUGCAGCUACUUAAAAAACCAGAAGGACGGUGACAGCGUGUUCGCCGAAUGCAAUGCACUGGUCCCAAAGCUCAUGUAAAUGUUUUUAUGCAAAACAAACUGUAAAUCCAAGUGGUGAAAGGGAGGUGUUUGCACUGUACCAUCGAAUCACACUUCUUUUGUAGGCUUAUUCUAACUGUAAGGUCUUAUUGUAAGCCUCUACACCCUGUGUUUGGAAGUCAUAUAUGAGUUGUACUUUCAAAUUUCAAGUAAUUACAACAGAGAGCUUAUUUUAGAGUUGCACACAGAAAUUUUGUAAUGCAGCAUAUUUAAUGAGAUAAAAUGCACAUAAAGCGUGUUAUUGA
This is a messenger RNA of Xiphias gladius (swordfish), 2834 nucleotides long. RefSeq lists its product as uncharacterized. Bases 904 to 2412 code for a protein of 502 amino acids. NCBI's taxonomy places the organism in Eukaryota, Metazoa, Chordata, Actinopteri, Istiophoriformes, Xiphiidae. Gene Ontology annotation, molecular function: electron transfer activity. The transcript has 12 exons. Gene Ontology annotation, biological process: cell redox homeostasis; intracellular signal transduction. The record is from RefSeq and is a predicted model, not a curated record.